This is a messenger RNA of Coccomyxa subellipsoidea C-169, 2649 nucleotides long. RefSeq lists its product as hypothetical. The record is from RefSeq and is a predicted model, not a curated record. NCBI's taxonomy places the organism in Eukaryota, Viridiplantae, Chlorophyta, Trebouxiophyceae, Coccomyxaceae. The transcript has 8 exons. The coding region runs from base 1 to 2649 and encodes 882 amino acids.
AUGGCGUCUCAGGGUGACAGUCAGGAGAGUUUCCAGCAAUCCGCGCAGACGGUAGGCACCGAAAUUCAUGGACCCUCCAUCAAACUCAGCAGAGUGAGCACUGACGCGCAGCCCGCGCCUGACAGUCUACAGCAGGCACCAGCAGGCUGUACAGAAACGACAGCUGCACAUGAGGGCACAGCAAAUACAGCCCACGGCGUUGGGCUUCCUGAGGUCAGACCACCAGCAGCAGAGGAGCCCCUCAGAGAACAGCCUUCACUGCACGUUCCACCUGUGGAGGAAGCUUUCUUGCCAGCAGAGGAGCCUGCCCGCUUGGACCAGCCAUCCAGGGCGCCACUUGCUUGGCCAACAGAAGCUGGGAGAGAUCCUGCACCAGAAGCACCUGGGGUCCCAAACAGCUUGGUGACCGCGGAUAGCCAUUCCAGUACCCCACCAGCACAGAGCAUGUCACACUCGCUGCCAGGGGGCCACAGCCAGAGUGGGCUGGAGCCACCAGCCAUGCCAGCACCAACAGGGGAGGUGGCCGAUGCGCAGUCUGAGGGUGCGCACAGAGGAGAAACUGUAACAGAGGAGGAGGGUGCAAGCUUCCCAGGUGCCGUGCAAGGAGCACUGUCUGCAGAUGCAGAACCCAGCGAGGCAUGCAGCGCCAUCCAGCAUGCACCAGACAUGGCUGCAAGCCAUGGGUACAGGGGCGAGCCGGAGACGGAGUGCGCUCAGACAGGGCAGCAGUCAGCUGGUGGCGACCCUCUUCCUGAGCCCAAAUGCUCUCUCAGUCAACCGAGCGAGGGAGCAGCAGGCCCAAUCAUCGAGCGAGGCGCUGGCAAAGCAGAGGAGUUCGGAUCAGAUAGGCAAAGGCCAGAUUCUCUGCCAGAGGAGCAGACAGCUGGAAGUGGCAGCGUGGGGCGCGAACAAGCAUUGGGAGCCGCACUUGUGCCAGUGGACGCAGAGCAGCAACGUCCGCCAGCACUGCCGGAUGAAGGGCAAGCAGCACCGGGCGCAGCAGAAGCCGAUGAGGAGCCAGAUGUCGAUAGCUUGCCAUCGGCAGCUGAGUCAGCCCUUGAGGCAGCACCGGAGGUGCACGCGGCAGCACAAGCUUCAUCGCAGACAGACAGGGUCACUGUCACUGCAAUGCUUCCCAGCCUUCCCCUUCCUCCGCGUGUCCCGCCCUUCCAAACGCAGUCCUUCCUUCGACCCUCCAAGGCGCCCAUCAUCGCCCCACAUGCGCCCGCAGAGUUCAGCCUAGCAGCAGUGCCAGCAGAGGAGGCGGCCACAUCUCCCGAUGCAGAGAAGCACCUGUUUACACAUGAGGCUGUCAGCGAGGGGCCUGUGGAAUCAGAGGCUGCGGAUAGCAGUGAGGCAGCAGCGCCGGACUCUGCCGCCACGGAGGCAGAUCUGCUGGCUCUGGCAGAGGAGGUGGAACGGCUGGAACAGGAGCUGGAAAGAGCGCAGGACUCAGCAAAGAGCGCAGCUAGGCAGGCAGACGCGGCACGCACGGACGCUGAGUCAGCUCGCGCUGAGGCGGCUGAGUGGCGUGAGCGGGAAGCUGAUGCGCGGGCUGAGCUUGCAGCGAUCCGGGAGGCAUACACGGAGGUGAGGGGGGAGGCGGAAGCCGCCAGGCAGGAGCUGCAGCAGCUGCAGGACGCGCACAGAGCGCUGCAGGAGCAGACGUCCACCGCCCUGCAAGAGGCGCAUGCAAAGGAGGGUGGCAAGAUGCGGAUGCGGCUGGAGAGGGCGGAGCGCGCCAUCGAGCAGGAGCGCGCCACAGUCCGAGAGCUGCAGCGCGCACUGGGGGCAGCACGCCAGGUCAGCCCAGCAGUGUCGCCGAGGAAGGAUGGCGGCCAGGCGCGGGCGGCCCUGGCAGCUGCACAGAAGGAGCUGGCGGACACCCGCGCCGCUCUGGAUGCCCAAAAGCUGACCAACAGUGGCCUGCAGGCAAGGCUUCUCCGUGCUUGUCCUAUCCGGGUGACGGAGCUUCUCAGGUCCGCAGAGGAGGUGGCGCAGCUGCGCGGCACAUGCGAAGAGCUCAGAAGCCGGUGUGAAGUCGUCCAGAGCAGCGAAGAUCACACCAAGCAGCUCGAAGCAACGGUGGAAACGCUGCGGGCGCAGAACAACUCCCUCCAUGUGACGAUGGAGCGGCUGCUGGGCGCCAACAGCGAGCUGGGGACCAAGCUCAACUCGCAGGCCGCCCACAUCAGCUCGCUGGAGGCCCUUCUUGCUGAAGCCCGCGCAAAGAGCCCUGCUGCACCUGCUACGGAUGAGCCUGCAGGCGGUGUGCGCUUUUCGGAGAGUGAUCUGGAGCUGCUAGCCCUUGCAGAGUAUGUGAAGGAGCUGGAGACCGCCCUGGAGAAGCAGCGUGCGCUGUCAGCUUCUCAGCAGCAGGCGACACCCGCUCAGUCACAUCCGGGCUCAGAAGCUGGCGGCAGCAGUGGCGGCUCAGGCGCGCAGCUCAGCAAGAGUGGUGAAGCAAUUACUGUUCAGAUUGAACAUGGGCUUUCGCCAUCCGUGAGACCUGUAGAUGAGACAAAGGAAGGCCAGGAAAAUGGCCCUGAUGUGCUGGAGAGCACUGCUCCAGUGAGAAAAAAGAGCGUGACAUGGUGGGGGUACAUCACUGGAGCGGAUAGGGCGACACCGGUCAAAAGGAGCAGAUGA